This is a messenger RNA of Xenopus tropicalis (tropical clawed frog), 823 nucleotides long. RefSeq names its product gastrokine-1. The transcript has 6 exons. The record is from RefSeq and is a predicted model, not a curated record. Lineage: Eukaryota; Metazoa; Chordata; Amphibia; Anura; Pipidae. Bases 28 to 573 code for a protein of 181 amino acids.
AUCCCAGUACGCUCAGUAUUUCCAGCCAUGGGUGCGAUGAUCCUGCUUGUGGCCCUUCUGGGUGUUUUUAUUCAUCCUUUACUUGCAGAUGAGUCAUACCAAUAUGCCGAACAAGGAUCCAAUGGAGUAACUGUGUACCACACAGUUAACAUUAACGAGCAGGUCAAGGUUGUCGUUUUUAACGUAUACUCUGGCAAGCAGUCAGCAAAUGCAGUCUUCGACUACAGCCAGAACAUAAUCGCCUACCACAUGCCUUACAGAGGGAUCUGUGUCAUCGCUCACAUGGAUAUUGCCACCUUCCCGAGUCUGGGAAUAUUUAAUAAGUUCAUCCACACCAAGAGGGAGAGACAAAAGGAACUGAAUAAGCUGCUAAAACACUAUGAGAUCAGCAACCAGCAAGUAGGAGAUCUGUCCCAGUUUGGACGUGCUGUGGAUGGACUAUGCUGGGGAGUGCCAACUUACUGGGCUAUUGAGAAAUCUAGGCCAAGAACCGGCUUUGGAGCUGAUGGUUGUGCUGGAAUACAUUUCCUUUUCAUACAUGUUGGAAUGUGUGCAGGUUUCCAUCUUUUCUAAUGCCUACAGCAAGACCAUCAUGACAAGGAGCAAAUUUCCUGCAAGUACAGGCCACAGAAUGUCAAAAUCAUAUAUUUUAUUAACCGCACAUUUAAACCAAAGAUAAAAAAUAACCUACAACAUUUCUUUCUACUAAGGGACCCUGGGUAACUGAAUAUAAAUCGAAUGUGCUCUAUGUUCUUAUUACUAUGUCUCCCUUAUGGUCAGUCUGAUCACAUAGAGUAAAAUAAACUUUGAGAAUUGAAGAGGA